Messenger RNA from Sinocyclocheilus anshuiensis, 3699 nucleotides. Its product is annotated as armadillo repeat protein deleted in velo-cardio-facial syndrome homolog. The transcript has 24 exons. Lineage: Eukaryota; Metazoa; Chordata; Actinopteri; Cypriniformes; Cyprinidae. Gene Ontology annotation, cellular component: nucleus; plasma membrane; adherens junction. Gene Ontology annotation, biological process: cell-cell adhesion. Bases 384 to 3518 code for a protein of 1044 amino acids. Gene Ontology annotation, molecular function: protein binding. The record is from RefSeq and is a predicted model, not a curated record.
AGUUGUGCGAAGUUCACGCACGACGUGCACGCCACUUGUUUUGGUAACGUGCGUUUGGUAAAAAUGUGAAAUCUAGACGCUGAAUCUAAACAGCAUUUGGAAGCAACUGUACAGACUACAGAACGCAUAAAUGUUUAAUGAGCUGCUGUUUCAAGCAGAGGUUCUUGGGAGGAGAGCUCCAGUUCCAGUCAGCCCUCUCUUACAGCCUUAACCCUCACGUCCACACGCACACCGACUGCCCGGCCAACAUCAAAGCCAGCUCUCGCUCUCUCUCUUUGCCUCCUGCUGGGCACAUCUCCUCCCGUCUGUCCUUAUAGGGGGAUGUCUGUCCUCUAACUGCCUCUCUCUCCACUAACUGAUAGCAUAUAAUUUUGGGUGCUGCUAUGGAAGAAUAUGACGUGCCGUCAGCCGCCAGUAUCCUGGCAUCAGUCAAAGAGCAGGAGGCGCGCUUCGAGCAUCUGACCAGGGCCCUUGAAGAGGAACGCCGCAAUGUCUCCUUACAGCUGGAGCGCGGCAGUCUGCCCUCUGAUCGACUGGUGGGCGGAACCACAGGCGGGAGCAACCAACCGCUGGCCUGGCAACAGAUGGUCAUGCAGGAGCAGAGCCCCAGUAACCAGACAUCAUUGGCUAUGAUGCAGGAGCCCCAGGAGGUUAUGGAGGAGACUGUAACCAUAGAGGAAGACCCCGGCACACCCACCUCUCAUGUUUCUGUGGUUACCUCAGAGGAUGGGACUACACGCCGUACAGAGACUAAGGACAAUGUGACUAAUAUGAAGGUGACCAAGGUGGUUAAAACCAUCACACGCCGAACCUUCCAGCCAGUGAUCCUGACAGAGUCCAAACCAUCUCCAUCUACAGCAACACCAUCUGAAACAAAACCAGUCACUAAGAUGGUCAAGACAGUGACAACACGGACAGUUCGUCAGGUGCCACUGGGUCCCGAUGGCCUUCCUCUUCCAGAGGGCUCGUCUCCACUGGGAAGCUACACUGACUCCAUUGACCGGCGCUACAUGAAGAAUGGCGAGCGUUUCAUCACACCCCAGGCCACUUCCACCCUCACACGCUCAUACAACAAUUACAGCGACUCCUACAAUGAUGCUCCAGACAGUCAGUUUCGCCAUUACGCCCUUCACGAUGGAUACGGAGACAUGCCCAACAACUAUGGAAGUCUGUCUCGUGGAGUCAAUUACAGGCCCUAUCAACCCUACAUGCCCACCGGUGGAUACCGGCCGGAGAACAGCUACACUCUCCCCAUCCGCAAGGACGACUAUGGCCAUGUGGCCCAGCCUCAAGUCCCAAUGGGAAGUAGCACUGUGGAUCUCAAUCGCUCGCAGCCUGAGCGCUUCCAACCCGAACCCUACGGCCUGGAAGACGACCGCCGCAGUCUAGGCCCAGAUGACGAAGAGCCGUAUGACCUAGUUCCUGAUUAUUCCACAGCUAACCGCCGCACAUUGCCCGGACAUACCAUUCGAGAGCCAUUGCGCAACGGCCCCCGCGUGAGAGGCUACGAGGACCCCAUAGAGGCUGAAUUAAUCGAUGAAAGACACCCCUACAUCCAUGGCAUGUACCCAGCACCUCUUGCACAGCCCGAGAGGGGCAGCUUGGCCAGUCUAGACCGCAUGGGCGGCCGACGCUCCCCCUCGAUUGACAGCAUCCGCAAAGACCCGCGCUGGAGGGACCCCGACCUGCCUGAGGUCAUCGCCAUGCUAGGCCACCCCAUCGAUCCAGUCAAAUCAAAUGCAGCCGCCUACUUGCAGCAUCUCUGCUAUGAAAACGACAAGAUAAAGAAAGAUGUUAGGCAGCUGAAGGGGAUCCCAAUGCUGGUGGGCUUGCUGGAUCACCCUAAAGCAGAAGUCCAUCGCAAGUCCUGCGGAGCUUUGAGAAACAUCUCCUACGGCAAGGACCACGAUAACAAGGUGGCCAUCAAGAGCUGUGAUGGGAUUCCUGCUCACAUACGUCUGCUGAGGAAAACCAAUGACAUGGAAGUUCGGGAACUUAUCACAGGAACACUUUGGAACUUGUCCUCCUAUGAGCCACUGAAGAUGGUGAUAAUUAACCACGGGCUUCAGACGAUGACUAACGAGGUCAUUAUCCCUCAUUCGGGCUGGGAACACGAGCCAAAUGAGGACUCAAAGCCACGAGAUGCAGAGUGGACCACAGUCUUUAAGAACACAUCAGGAUGUUUAAGGAAUGUGAGCUCAGACGGUGCAGAGGCACGCAGACGGUUGAGAGAGUGUGAGGGGCUGGUGGAUGCCUUGCUGCAUGCACUGCAAUCUGCAGUGGGAAAGAAGGACAUGGACAGCAAAUCUGUGGAGAAUUGUGUGUGUAUCAUGAGGAACCUGUCUUACCACGUGCACAAGGAGGUUCCAGGGGCCGAGAAGUUCCAGGACCCCUCAGCUCUUCAGGGCCCUGGCUCUGCUGGCACUCAGAGGAAGAAGAAAGAUGAUGCAGGCUGCUUCGGAGGAAAGAAGGCUAAAGAGGAAUGGUUUAAUCAAGCAUGUCAAAUAAGUUUGGAACAAUAUGAAGGGAGGAAAAACGGAGAGCAUGACAAAAACUAUGACACGUUGGACCUACCCAAGCGCACAGAACCCACUAAAGGUUUUGAAUUACUGUAUCAGCCGGAGGUGGUCCGACUCUACCUGUCCCUGCUUACAGAAAGCCAGAACUAUAACACGCUAGAAGCAGCGGCCGGAGCUCUACAGAACCUCAGCGCUGGACAGUGGACAUGGUCGAACUAUAUCCGGGCGACAGUGCGUAAGGAGAAAGGACUGCCAAUCCUCGUCGAGCUCUUGCGCUCGGACUCAGACAAGGUGGUGCGAGCUGUGGCCAUCGCUCUGAGGAACCUGUCCAUCGACCGCCGCAACAAAGACCUAAUAGGGAGUUACGCUAUGAGGGACUUGGUCAGCAACUUGCCCAGCGGACAGCAGCGGCCAGCCAAGAACCUGGAGGAGGACACAGUGGUGGCCAUCCUCAACACCAUCCAUGAAAUCAUCAUUGACAGCUCUGAGAACGCCCGCUCUCUCAUUACUGCUCAAGCAAUCGACAAACUAGUGGCCAUCAACAGGACCAGCCAGUCGGCAAGGGAAACCAAAGCUGCUUCCCAUGUACUACAGACGGUUUGGAGCUAUAAGGAGCUGAGAAAUGCCCUGACCAAGGAUGGCUGGAAUAAAACACACUUCCAACCGAUACCGACUGGCACUCCCAAAGGAUCUAAGAGUUGCAAGCCUGGCUACGACGAUACUACACUCCCCUUGAUGGAGACGAACCAAGGCAAUAGAGGGUGUAGCGGUGGGGAUGUGAUACCUAUGGAUGAACUCGGUCCAGAUGGCUAUUCGACGAUUGACCAGAGAGACAAAGACUCCAAGUACAAAAGCAGCGAUGGCUCAUCUGAUCUGCAGGAGCGGGAGCCGUUAAAGAAUGACACAAAUAGGAAACACUAUAUCAGGAGCAACAGGCCGACUGUCAGCCUGGUGGAUGCUUGUGAUGUAAAACCUCAGCCUGUUGACUCCUGGGUCUAAAUGCAUGCAUGGCUUAGCUAGCAACAGCGCCACAUCUUACCACACAAGGAUUUCACGUCACCACUGCCAUUAACUGCAGAGCUCACCGUGAUGUGGACUCAUCUGAAGACUUUUGCCUAAAAGAGCGAGAGAAAAAUACAAACUUUCAUUCAACAGCCAAUAUUUUGAACAAGUGAAAAGG